This is a messenger RNA of Larimichthys crocea (large yellow croaker), 3513 nucleotides long. Its product is annotated as poly [ADP-ribose] polymerase 12. The coding region runs from base 87 to 2711 and encodes 874 amino acids. The record is from RefSeq and is a predicted model, not a curated record. Gene Ontology annotation, molecular function: metal ion binding; NAD+ poly-ADP-ribosyltransferase activity. Lineage: Eukaryota; Metazoa; Chordata; Actinopteri; Sciaenidae. Gene Ontology annotation, cellular component: nucleus. The transcript has 12 exons.
CGAUACCUAACUUUUCCUCCGCCUCUGAUCCCAGCACUCAGUCAGUCAGCAGCUCCUUGUUGGUGGAGAACAGGAAGGGCGUCAGAAUGAUGGAGGCAGAUAUAUUGAAGUUGAUCUGCUCCUGUCAAGGGGCGAUGGACACGCAAGAUCUCUUGUGUAAUCUCGGUUCCGUCGAUUUGACCAGUGUGUCGGAGAUCAUUUGUAACCAAGAGAAAUUUGUAACGUGUGUCCCGUACGGGCAGCCGAAGGUGGUGGCCCGCAGCAGACUGAGACUGUGCAGACUGAAAGACUGUCCGGGACAAUGCAGAGGACUACACCUGUGUAAAAACUUCCUGUUCAGCGGAUCCUGUCGCUACAGCCAGCAGAGAAGAGGGUGCAACUUCUCCCAUGAUCUGCACUCUGCCCACAAUGAGAGGAUACUGAGAGAGCAUGAGCUGGAGAGUCUGAACAGGACAGAGCUGUGCACACUGCUGAUGCAGAGCGACGACGGUCUCCUGCCUCCUAUAUGUUAUGAUUACAACAACGGUGACGGGGAGUUUGGCCGCUGUCAGGAAGGCAUUGUUUGCAAGCGGCUGCAUAUCUGUGAGCGGUACCUGAAUCGUGAGUGUAACUGCACCAGGAAUCAUGAUUUUAGUGCUCCGCAGACACUAAAAAACCUGCAGGGAAGAGGCGUGCCCGACAACCUCAUUUAUUCUAUCAAGUCAGCGUAUGCAAAUAAACUAGCUUUGAAGUACGCUGACAGAGGUGGCGAUAAGAGCAACUUUGAACAGCGAGGUGGUAACCGGGGCCACAGGGGCAACAGGGGCAACAGAGGCAACAGAGGCAACAGGGGAAAUAGGGGCAACAGAGGCAGCACAGGAAACCAAGGCAAUGGUCAGCCAAUGCAACGAGCUGCUUCUACAAGUGACAUCCUUGCAGGCAUUAAUGCCUUUUAUGUGCACGACGACAAUGCACUAAACUCCUCAAACAGCGACAUCUCCAGUGCCGCCAACGACCCCGAUGCAAGCAGCGAUGAUGGUCAUAAGCAAACAGGAAAUCCGCCUAAAACUUCAACAGCUGUCAGAGGGAGAGGAGGCAUCCAUGGCAACAGGGGAAACAGGGGCAACUAUCAACCGCUGGAUCGAACCCAUUCCACUAAUGACCUCUUUGCUGCUGUCAACGACGACGCAAACAGUGAAGAUGGGAGAAGAGAAAGGAAAAGGCCCGUCAGAGAUAAAACUGAAAUAUGCAUGUACUUCAUCAAAGGACACUGUAAACAUGAAGAUCGAUGCUAUAAACAUCAUGACAAGAUGCCGUACAGAUGGCAGAUCAGAGAAAAUGACGAAUGGACCGCUAUGCCGAGUAAUGAAAUGAUUGAGAAGGACUACUGUGACCCUAAAAACACAUACAGCAGCAGCAGCAGCCCAGCUGUGCAUUUCGACACGAUGACCUGUGGAACAAACAAAGUACGGCGACUCUCUACCAUUAACUCUUUGCUCGAGCCAGACUUCAUCCAUACCACUGAGUGGGCCUGGUACUGGGAGGAUGAGUUCGGAAAGUGGACUAUGUACGCUUCAAUGGAUGGUGGGCACAAACAAGCAGACAUGGACAGCUCUAAACUGGAACAGAUGUUUAUGGCCAAUAACAAAGAUGAAGUGGAAUUCACUGCCGGCUCACAGUCGUAUUCGCUAAGUUUCCAGGACAUGAUACAGACAAACAAACGUUAUGGCACUAAGAGGGUUGUGAGGAGACGGCCCCGGUUUUUCUCCGCUGAGGAUGUCCAAGCAAGGAGAGUGAGGCCUCGGGCAAAUUUGGCUGCUGUACCAGACCACUGGGACAAGACCCAGGUCACCCAAACAGGAUACAAGCGAGUCCCCCUCCUGCGCACCACAGAUGAAUUUAAGGAGAUUGAAGCUCUUUUCUGUAAAACCAUGAAAGGCUUUGACAUCAUCAAAAUUGAAAGGAUUCAGAACAAAGCUCUUUGGGAAGUCUUUCAGUGGCAGAAAACUCAGAUGAGGACCAAGAACAGUGGGCGCAUGGUGACAGAGAAAAAGCUGUUUCAUGGCACUGACUCUAAGUAUGUGGAUGUCAUCUGCCACACCAACUUUGACUGGAGAAUCUGCGGAACUCAUGGAACUGCUUACGGCAAAGGUAGUUACUUUGCUCGGGAUGCCAAAUACUCUCACAACUACACCGGUGACUCUGAUGUCAGAUCCAUGUUCAUCUCACGGAUCUUGGUGGGAAACUACACCAAAGGGUCCUCCAGCUACGUCCGGCCUCCUUCCAAGGACGGCGGAGACAUCAACUUUUUCGACAGCUGCGUAGACGACGUUAUGGACCCUUCCAUCUAUGUUGUGUUUGAGAAGUUACAGAUCUACCCCGAGUACCUGCUUGAGUACAAGACCACGCACCUAUUCGAUGGUCUAUUUGGUGUUGCCUCAGUACCGGCGCCAAAACCAGUGCCGGCACCCAAACCAGUAACAGUGCCCAAACCAGCUCCAUACAGCACAUCCUCAUACCAACCCAGCACAUCCUCAUACCAACCCAGCACAUCCUCAUACAGACCCAGCACAUCCUCAUACCAGCCCAGCACAUCCUCAUACCAGCCCAGCACAUCCUCGUACCAAUCCAACACAAGCUCUGUCAAUUUCUCAUCCAGCAGUACAUCUACCAAAUCCACACCAUAUUCUUCAUCUUCUUCAUCAAAGGGCGACUCUUGUGUGAUUGCUUAGGCACAAAGGUGCAGUGAGGGCAGGUCAGGGUUUUUCUUUGGGAAUGGUUAAUGACGAUUUGAAGGAGCUCAUGCGUAAUGCUUUGAGUAAAUGAAGCGAUUAACGAGAUGAAUAAAUAUUAUGACCAACUUUAAUGAGGAGUACAGUGGCUUCUAUGCAGUUUCAUACACUUGCCAAGCUUUUCAUCCAAAUUUAGCGCCAAUUCUUUGCAAAGUAAACAUUUGGCGAUGAUUCUCGCCAGGCACCGUUAGGCCAUCACAGAAGCAGAGAGCGCCUGUUAAACUUUAAAUGAACAGAAACCACUUGGAAAAAACAGGAUGGAAAUAUGACUUUUCACGUUUUGAUUUGAGGAAGAUCGCAGUCUCCUCAUCGCUCCGGAGAUCUGAAGUUUUCGAGUCACAUAUUUCAUGUACAGUACGAUUUAUUCCGUGAAGCCUUUUCCAUUGCAGUUUGCCAUAUUGUACCUAUUCAAUACACUGACACAAAUAAUUACUAUAACUACAAUCAUUUCCGUUUCCAAAAAUCCCCCCCAAAAAAAGGUUUUAAAAUGAACAGCUUUAUUUACAAACUGUAAAUUAGUUUUUAAAAUGUGUGUGUGUGUGAGUUGAUUUUGUUUCACACAAUGUUUAGGAUGUGGUUAUUGAUUUUUAUAAGCACCACUUACAUUGUUCUCAGUGUGUCAUUUGCUCAACAUUGCAUUUCCACUUCAACUAAAAAUAACGCACUUUCCUAACUGUUGUACUAUUUGCAAACACUAUUAUUUUGAACAUUAAAAAUAAAAGUAAUAUUCAUGUUGACCGUA